Molecule: messenger RNA, 956 nt
Organism: Hippoglossus stenolepis (Pacific halibut)
Lineage: Eukaryota; Metazoa; Chordata; Actinopteri; Pleuronectiformes; Pleuronectidae
Gene: iah1
Product: isoamyl acetate hydrolyzing esterase 1 (putative)
Exons: 6
Coding region: 46-789 (247 amino acids)
Molecular function (GO): hydrolase activity, acting on ester bonds
Source: RefSeq, a predicted model, not a curated record
GUCACGGAAACCGGAAGUGAUCGUGCAGUGGCGCGUUGAACUUUCAUGAUGUCGAAGUUGAAAACAAUCGUUUGGCCCAAAGUGAUUUUAUUCGGAGACUCCAUCACACAGUUCUCCUUUCAGCCCAACGGGUGGGGGGCAGACAUUGCUAACAGACUAGCGAGAAAGUGUGACGUGGUGAACAGAGGACUGUCCGGGUACAACUCCCGAUGGGCCAAGAUCGUUCUCCCUCGUCUGAUCAGCAGCCACAGCUCAGACACCGACAUCAACAACAACAACGUCGCUGCUGUCACUGUUUUCUUUGGAGCCAACGACUGUUCACUGGAAGAUAAAAACCCGCAGCAGCACAUCCCUCUGCAGGAGUAUUCAGAGAACCUAAAGGAGAUCAUUCGGCUUCUGGCUUUAGCCGGAGUGUCCGCAGACAGAGUUAUCUUCAUCACCCCCCCACCCCUUCACGAGCCAGCCUGGGAGAAGGAGUGUAUUUUAAAAGGAUGUCCUCUCAAUCGCCACAACUCUGUAGCGGGGCAGUACGCCCAGGCGUGUGUCCAGGCCGCCGGUCAGUGCGGUACAGACGUCUUGGACCUCUGGACACUCAUGCAGAAAGAUGGACAGGACUACACAGUCUACCUGUCUGAUGGACUCCAUCUCUCAGAGAAAGGGAACCAGUUUGUGGCCCAGCACCUGUGGGGGCUCCUGGAAAGCCGAGUUGCCCACUUGCCCUUCAUCCUGCCCUACUGGGGAGACGUGGACGCCAAGAGCCCCGACAGCAGCCUGCUCUGUGACCAGUGACCGAGUCGUCGCCCAUUAGUUAGAAAAAAAAUACUGUGGACUUGAUAUUUUGAAGGGAGCCUGAAACUGCACUGCAUUCCUGCUGUGAAACACUGACGCAGCUGUGAUGUGCAACACAAGACCCAAGUGUUAAUGUUUAAAAUGCACAUUAAAGAUUUUUAUUUUGA